AUGGCACGACGUCAAUUGAGUGUGAAUGAGAAGACAUGGAUUGUCAAACAUAUGUAUCGUCUUGAAUAUCCAAUAAAUGUUCAAAGAUUAUGGUGUAAGCAAAUAAAUAACAAUCCUCCACAUCGUGAUACGAUAAGAGUAUUGAUGAAAAAAUAUGAACAAACUGGUUCUGUACUCGAUAUUAGUCCACCUGGUAGAUCUGUAUCAGUUACUGACCAAGGUGUAAAAGACGAAGUUCCGUCGGUUUUGCAAAAAGAACCUCGAACGUCGAUUCAUCAAAUGAGUACAGAUUUAAGUAUUUCAAGAUCUUCAGUUCGACGUAUUUACAAGUCUAUGGGCUUUAAGCUAUAUAUUCCCAGAUUAAUUCAUGAACUCAAUGAAGAUGAUUUUGACUGA
This is a messenger RNA of Rotaria sordida, 396 nucleotides long. Lineage: Eukaryota; Metazoa; Rotifera; Eurotatoria; Philodinida; Philodinidae. The record is from the annotation of a GenBank genome assembly.